This is a messenger RNA of Peromyscus eremicus (cactus mouse), 636 nucleotides long. Its product is annotated as 5-formyltetrahydrofolate cyclo-ligase-like. The record is from RefSeq and is a predicted model, not a curated record. Gene Ontology annotation, molecular function: 5-formyltetrahydrofolate cyclo-ligase activity. NCBI's taxonomy places the organism in Eukaryota, Metazoa, Chordata, Mammalia, Rodentia, Cricetidae. Gene Ontology annotation, biological process: tetrahydrofolate interconversion; folic acid-containing compound biosynthetic process. Gene Ontology annotation, cellular component: mitochondrion.
AUGACAUACGCGCAUCUGGCUCGCUCUGCCCUUCUGAUGCCUCUUCAGCCCCGCACUUGCACAACGUUAAGCUACCAUGCAGGAAAGGCCAAGGACGCCCCAGCAUUCUGCCCUUCGCUGCCACAAGACUGGGGCCGGCUCCGAUGCCUAAGAGGCCGGUGCACUUCCGCUGCUCUACAGAGGCCACGCCCCCUCCGCCCCUCGCCCGCGACAGAAGGUGAUGGGCGUGGCCUGGGCGGUCCUUGCCACUUGACGGUAGCGGUCGCAGUAAGCAGCGCCCUGCCUAGCCUGUGGGCGGAGCUGAAGCAGCGUUUGCGGGGAAGUGCAGAGGAGCGGCUGCGCCAGUCACUCCUCACUCCGAAGGUGAUUGCCCACAAAAUUUCCAUCUUUUUGAGCAUGCAAGAUGAAAUUGACAUGGGAGAGAUCAUCAAGGACACUUUCAGACAAGGCAAAAUCUGCUUCAUCCCUCGGUACCGAUUCCAGAGCAAUCCCAUGGACAUGGUGAGGUUAGCGUCACCUAAAGAGAUCUCUUCACUUCCCAAAACAUCCUGGAAUAUUCAUCAGCCUGGUGAGGGAGAUGUUCAGGAGGAGGCCUCAUCCAUGGGUUUACAACAUAAUAACCCAGCUGGUAAAUGA